AACCCUCCGGCUGUGACGUGUUACCUUUGACCCCGGAAGUCCCCCACGUGUUGUCGGCUGCAUGGUGUGAUGGAGGAGAGCAGCAGCAGCAGCAGCAGCAGCACGAGGAGGAGCAACCAGAGACAGGAGAUGGAGAAAGUCCUCGAGAAGAAGAGUGUGAAGAAGCGGAGUAAAGAGGAGGAAGAAGAGGAGCAGGACGAGGUUUUCAACUUCAGCAACAAAUCUACUGUGGAGGAGAAGGAAGAUGAUCUGUCAGACAGCGAGGACAGUGUCUUCUCAGGACUGGAGGAUUCUGGGAGUGACAGUGCGGAUGAUGAAGACGAUGAGGAGGAAGAGGACGGAUCAGAUGAUGAUGAAGAAGACAAGGAUGACGACGAUGAUGAAGAUCCGAAGGUGGAGCCAGAGCAGACUCAGCAGCUAGAGUUUAACAUAGACGAGGAGAAGAAGGAGAAGAAGGAGAAGAAGGUGGAAGCAGUGACAGAAAGAGAAGCAGAAAAAAAGGAAGACGAGUACAAACACGACUCUUCAGAUGAGGAGGACAUCAGGAACACGGUGGGGAACAUCCCCAUGGAGUGGUACAAAGACUUCCCUCACAUCGGUUACAACCUGGACGGGAAGAAGAUCUACAAACCAAUCAGGAACAAGGACGAGCUCGACGAAUUCCUGGACAAAAUGGAGAACCCGGAGUACUGGAGAACGGUCCACGACAAGCAGACAGCAAGUGACAUCGUGCUGUCGGACGAGCAGGUGGAGCUGGUCAAUCGCCUGCAGAGAGGACAGUUUGGAGACGUCAACUUCAACGAGUACCAGCCUCAGGUGGAGUUCUUCAGUCGGGACGUGAUGAUCCACCCGGUCACCAACCGACCAGCAGACAAGCGCAGCUUCAUCCCAUCGCUCAUUGAGAAGGAGAAGGUGUCUAAACUGGUCCACGCUAUAAAGAUGGGUUGGAUCAAACCUCGGCGGGCGGAGGACAAAAGCCUGGGGCGCUACUACGACCUCUGGGCCAAUGAGGACUCUUCCAUUCUGGCAAGACACAAGAUGCACCUGCCCGCCCCCAAAACCCCUCUACCUGGUCACCAGGAGUCCUACAACCCCCCACCCGAGUACCUGUUCACCGACGAGGAGCGAGCUCUAUGGGAGCAGCAGGAUGCGUCAGACAGGAAGUUGCCGUUUGUUCCCAGGAAGUUCUCGAACCUCCGUCAGGUUCCUGCGUUUCCUCGUUUCAUCCACGAGAGGUUCGAGCGCUGCCUUGACCUCUAUCUGUGUCCCCGCCAGAGGAAGAUGAGGGUGAAUGUGAAUCCAGAGGAUCUGAUUCCUAAACUUCCCAAACCAAAAGACCUGCAGCCGUUCCCAACGACACAGUCUCUGGUGUAUCGAGGUCACAGCGGUCUUGUUCGAUCCAUCAGUGUGUCUCCGUCAGGACAGUGGCUCGCCUCAGGAAGUGAUGAUGGUUCCGUGAGGUUCUGGGAGGUGUGUUCAUCUCGCUGUGUGAAGACUGUCCAGGUGGGCGGAGCUGUGAAGAGCGUCGCCUGGAACCCAAAUCCAUCUUUCUGUCUGCUGGCUGUCGCCCUGGACUCGGUGGUGUUGAUCCUGUCUCCCUCUCUGGCAGACAAACAGGUUGUCUUGUCGUCAGAGCGACUCCUCUCGGGUCAGCAGGAGGCGGAGUCUACGGAGGGGGCUGGGCCUGUCACCUGGAGUGAUGUGGAGGGGGAGGAGCUUAACCAGGGGAUCCGCCUCAAAAUACAACACCCUAAAGCUGUCCACCAGGUGGCGUGGCACGCUAAAGGAGACUACCUGGCGUCGGUGAUGCCGGAUCACUCGAGCCACCUGCAGGUGUUCAUUCACCAAGUGAGCCGGAGGCGCAGCCAGAACCCCUUCAGGAAGAACAAAGGUCUGGUUCAGUGCGUAUCCUUCCACCCCGUCAGGCCCUACUUCUUCGUUGGGACGCAGCGCUCCGUCCGGAUCUACAACCUGGUGAAACAGGAAAUGACCAAAAAACUACAGGCCAACUCCAAGUGGAUCUCCAGCAUGGCAGUCCACCCCGGGGGUGAUCAUGUGAUCUGUGGGAGUUACGACUGCAGGCUGAGCUGGUUCGACCUCGACCUCUCAACCAAACCUUACAAGAUGUUACGACACCAUAAGAAAGCAGUGAGGGGCGUGGCCUAUCAUCGACUUUACCCGCUGUUCGCCUCGGCGUCCGACGAUGGAUCCGUCAUCGUCUGUCACGGGACUGUUUACAAUGACCUGCUGCAGAACCCGUUAAUCGUCCCGGUAAAGGUUCUCCGAGGUCAUGUGAUCACUCAUGACCUUGGCGUUCUGGAUGUGACCUUUCACCCCACUCAGCCCUGGGUCUUUUCCUCCGGAGCCGAUGCUACUAUCCGCCUCUUCACCUAGCAACCUACCAGCCGUCUGGGUCGUCAUCCAACCAACGAGCCAACCCGCCGUCUGGGUCGUCACCCAACCAACGAACCAACCCGCCGUCUGGGUCGCCAUCCAACUAACGAACCAACCCGCCGUCUGGGUCAUCAUCCAACCAAUGAACCAACAUGGCGUCUGGGUCGUCAUCCAACCAACGAACCAACAUGGUGUCUGGGUCGUCAUCCAACCAACGAACCAACAUGGCGUCUGGGUCGUCAUCCAACCAACGAACCAACAUGGCGUCUGGGUCAUCAUCCAACCAGCGAACCUACCCGCUGUCUGGGGCGUCAUCGCACCAACAAACCAACCACGAACUGACUUGUUUUUAAAUAAACUGAAACUUUCUUACCUGUUUGUUACUAUGGUGAUUAUACUUCCUGUCAGUAAUUAAAUGUUUAAAUUACUCAUCACGUUUUAGUUUCUUCAUACUGAUCCCUACAUUGUUGACGCUACAAAAAGAAAAUAACUUUUUUAUUUCUCUUCAGACUAUUUUCUUUAUAUUGAAACAUUUCAAUAAAGUUAUUUGAAGUA
Messenger RNA from Sebastes umbrosus (honeycomb rockfish), 2949 nucleotides. RefSeq names its product BOP1 ribosomal biogenesis factor (gene bop1). Gene Ontology annotation, cellular component: PeBoW complex; preribosome, large subunit precursor. The record is from RefSeq and is a predicted model, not a curated record. The transcript is spliced from 15 exons. Gene Ontology annotation, biological process: maturation of LSU-rRNA from tricistronic rRNA transcript (SSU-rRNA, 5.8S rRNA, LSU-rRNA); ribosome biogenesis. Bases 70 to 2394 code for a protein of 774 amino acids. Gene Ontology annotation, molecular function: protein binding; ribonucleoprotein complex binding. Lineage: Eukaryota; Metazoa; Chordata; Actinopteri; Perciformes; Sebastidae.